Molecule: messenger RNA, 2452 nt
Organism: Vespa mandarinia (Asian giant hornet)
Lineage: Eukaryota; Metazoa; Arthropoda; Insecta; Hymenoptera; Vespidae
Product: zinc finger CCCH domain-containing protein 10
Biological process (GO): regulation of RNA splicing
Molecular function (GO): RNA binding; metal ion binding
Source: RefSeq, a predicted model, not a curated record
CUAGGUAUUGGUUUUGGAAUACAGCCUGGAUAUUGAAGAAAGUGUAUCACAGGAGUUGCUUGACAUUCGUCAAUUCCUACGAUUGCUUUAGUAUUCUCAAAUAGAAUACACAUCAGCAUACUCGUUAUAACUACGCAAUACAGGAGAUCGUCUCCGAGGAACUGAGGAGUAUAAUUAAUAAAACGAACCAUACGAGUAUUAUCGUAAUUAUAAUCUUGUAAUGCUGAUGUCAGAGCAAUGAAGAAGUUGAAUAAGAAGGUGGAAAACUCGUCGAACGACCAAAAUAAAAAUAUGUCGGAUGGACAGGUCACGAAUGGCGAUACCUCACCCACUCGCAUCUGUAGAGAUUUUCUACGAAAUGUUUGCCACAGAGGGAAACGUUGCAAAUAUCUUCACGAACGUUCGGACGAUGAUCCGGUCGAGGGUUACACAUUUUGUCAUGACUUUCAAAAUGGCAUGUGCAAUUGGCCGGGUUGUAAAUUUUUACAUUGUACGGAGAACGAAGAGAAACGUUUUCGUGCGACGGGAGAGUUACCGGCUCAUGUUUUAAAUAGGUUGAAAAAUAAUAGUGAAAAGUCCGAGUAUCCUCUUUGCAAAGAUUUUAUUAAAGGUACUUGCCAAAGGACACAGUGUAAAUACAGACACGUGAAGAAGGAAGAACCACAACAUAGUUUGACCCAAACGUCGCAUAACAGUGCGUCAAGACCUCCUCAUAAUUUCAAUAGUCCUAGCAAUAACGAAAGUCGUAGAUAUGAGGAGGACAGAAAUUUCCAUUGGCCGAUGGAGGAACAACACAAUUUAGUCGCAAGCAAUGGCUAUAAUACGUCUCAGCAUCCAACAGAUUACAUAGGACCACCGGAGCCAAAGCGACGAAUAGUUUCCGGUGAGACGGUCGUCCACUUCGAAACUUCGCAAAUCGUUGGUCAACAUACCGCACAGCCGGUUACACCAGGCUAUUAUUAUCCAGUAAUACCUCGUAAUGAAGCUAGGGCUAUUGUUUUAGAGGAUGAAAAUGCAUUAUUACGAAAGAAGAUAGAGGAACUAAAGAAACAGGUCAGCGAUUUGACCGCAACCAAUGAGUUUUUGCUGGAUCAAAAUGCUCAAUUGAGAAUGUCAGGAAAGCGAACUGCAAAUGUGACUGCUGUGACAGUCCCAGCGGUUACAAUUACAAACACCGUUCCACCGUCUCAAGCUCCUACUCCACAACAAAUGGUCAAUGCCGCUGUAGCAGCUGGUACGUUACGUACGGUUACAGCGAGUGUAGCCACUGUUCCAGUAAGCAUAGCUACGGUCGCACCCGUAUCUAUUGCUGCGGUGUCCAUGGCUCCUGUCUCGAUUCCACCACCUAUCGUGACCAUGGCACAGCAGACUAUCACGAUGAGUGGUUCAGGUCCACAAGCGACAAAUCAACAACCACCUAAUACGCAACAACCUGCCAGUUUACCUCUUUCAAUAUCAGGUGCAACCGCACCUUUGGUUUCCUAUCCUAUCAUGACUCAAGAACUUAGGCCUGUUUUGCAGUAAUGCAUCGACCGGAGAAAGCUUUUCGGUUUACUAGGUGAGUCAAGGAAUAAAUAGUUGCUUUCUGUAUUUGUGACUUUGGGGCUUGAACUUUGACCGAAUAUCUUUAUAAUAAUACCUCGUAAAGAAAUGGUGAAAAUGCAGAAAGUAACAAACGUAUGUGUGUACCUAGCCGAAAUGCGUCUGUGUACAUCUAAAGGAUGACUUUAAUGAAUACCAAAAAAUAUUGAUGGAACUGCUGUUCUCAUUAUAUUGGAAAAUUUAUAUAAUUUAUUAUGCAGGGUAAACGUAAAAACGCGACUUUUAUAGCAGUACAGUUUCCAUGCACUCCUUUAAGAUGUUCAUACAUCUUCACACGAUUUGUAUAUAUUGCUUCCUUCUGUGGUUCUAAUUUCUCUCGAAUAUCGCAUUUUUACUUAUCUCUUUAAAAAUUUACUCUGCAAAGUAAUGAAAAAUGAGGAUCGUAUGAAUGUAAUCAGUAUAAUGUGUGAUUGAAAUAUAAAUUGUUUCCGAUUUAUUAAUACAUACGUAAUUGAAUAUGUAGAGGUUGAUAAAGAAACAACAAAUCACUGACUUUGUUUUAUAUGAUAAACAUCACAAAAAAAAUAUCAAUAUAUGCGUAUAGUCAUUUGCAAAAUAGCUAAGCGAAUCUGUGAGAAAAAUUGUAAAGUAAGAAAUAUGUAAGAAGGAACUCAUUUAGAUUAUUAAAUUAAUGUAAGUACAAAAUAGAAUGAAAUAUAUUAGGUCACAGUGAAGACUCGUCACUGAAUUAAGGUAGUAGCGAACCCUGUAACUGUUUUCUGUAUGCAAGGCUGUAAAUAUUUUGUUGCUUCAUUGUUUUCCAAGAAAAUGUUUAUACUCCCAUUUUCAAUAAAUAAGUCGACUAUUCUUAUAAAAUAGCAAUAUUUUAAUAAAUUAAAUACACAUCAAG